This is a messenger RNA of Carica papaya (papaya), 1690 nucleotides long. RefSeq names its product Exostosin family protein. Lineage: Eukaryota; Viridiplantae; Streptophyta; Magnoliopsida; Brassicales; Caricaceae. The record is from RefSeq and is a predicted model, not a curated record. Gene Ontology annotation, molecular function: glycosyltransferase activity.
ACCAGAUUACCCUUUCAUUCUCUCCCGAAAAUCAUCUACCCGGCCAUCCAUCACACUAACCUCCAUGAGAUCCUGCGGACACCGAGGCGAAGCAGAGCUCCAAAACUCCACUCGUGGCUACCAAGAAUAACUUCACAACCAUGAAACCUUUGAGCUCGGUCACUUGUCUAUUCAUCUCAUUUACUUUUUUCUGUAUCCUCUCACUUUCUUUCCUCUUCUUCUCCUCAAGCCCCACACCCAAAGACCCCGAUCCCGCUCCCCUAAUUUCCAAAGAUACUAUCCAGUCUCCCACUCACAUCAAUGUCUACGUAGCAGAGCUCCCCAGAUCUCUCAACUACGGCCUUCUUGAAAAAUACUGGUCAUCUGAACCAGACUCCCGCAUCCCCACCGACCCGGACCACCCGAUCCCGCCUACCCAUUCGCCCAAACCCGCCAAAUUCCCGCCAUACCCUGAGAAUCCACUGCUUAAGCAGUACAGUGCGGAGUACUGGAUCAUGGGCGACCUGGAGACACCUCAGGAUCAGAGAAGCGGAUCUUUUGCCAAAAGGGUUUUCGCUGAAACUGAGGCUGAUGUGAUUUUUGUGCCAUUUUUCGCGACGCUAAGCACUGAAAUGCAGCUGGGAAUGGGAAGGGGAAUCUUCAAGAAAAAGACGGGCAAUGAAGACUAUCGCCGGCAGAGGGAAGUGCUCGACUUUGUCAAGAACACAGAGGCGUGGAAGCGGUCCGGUGGGCAGGAUCAUGUGUUUGUUCUUACCGACCCAGUUGCAAUGUGGCAUGUGAGAGCUGAGAUAGCACCGGCCAUUCUCCUGGUGGUAGAUUUUGGUGGGUGGUACAGGAUUGAUUCUAGGUCAUCCAAUGGUAGCUCAACUGAGACGAUACAACAUACACAAGUUUCAAUUCUCAAAGAUGUAAUUGUGCCAUAUACACAUCUGCUUCCCAGAUUGCACUUGUCGGAAGACCAGGAACGCAAUACACUUCUUUAUUUCAAGGGGGCUAAACAUAGACACAGGGGAGGUCUGGUCCGAGAGAAAUUGUGGGAUUUGUUGGUUAAUGAACCUGGGGUUAUAAUGGAAGAAGGCUUCCCCAAUGCCACUGGAAUAGAGCAGUCAAUCAAAGGGAUGCGAUCUUCCAUAUUCUGCUUGCACCCGGCUGGAGACACACCUACUUCAUGCCGACUAUUUGAUGCCAUUCAAAGUCUCUGCAUACCUGUUAUCGUCAGCGACAACAUUGAGCUUCCAUUCGAAGGGAUGGUGGAUUAUUCAGAAUUCUCUAUCUUUGUGGCAGAAAAUGAUGCAUUGAGAUCAAAUUGGCUGGUAAAUCACCUCAGAAGUCUUUCUAAACAGAAAAGGGAAAACUUCCGCCAGAAACUAGCUGAGAUCCAACCUAUUUUUGAGUAUGAUAACGGAUUUCCAGGUGGUAUCGGGCCAAUUCGUCCUAAUGGUGCUGUGAAUCACAUAUGGCAAAAAGUGUACCAGAAAUUGCCCGCAAUUAAGGAAGCCAUUGUUCGAGAGAGAAGAAAGCCACCAGGUGUAUCCAUUCCUCCUCGUUGCCACUGUACUUGAAUGUAUUCGUCAUUUUUAUCUUUCCUUUCAGUAUCUUGUAAUGCCUUGAGACUUUUGAUAUCUAGCAGGUUGGUACAAUUUUAAUUAUUAAUCAAUUGCGAAAGAAAGAAUUUAUUCUACACCAGCAA